Molecule: messenger RNA, 653 nt
Organism: Lathyrus oleraceus (garden pea)
Lineage: Eukaryota; Viridiplantae; Streptophyta; Magnoliopsida; Fabales; Fabaceae
Exons: 5
Coding region: 174-542 (122 amino acids)
Source: RefSeq, a predicted model, not a curated record
GAAAUUUGAAGAUAUGAAAUGGCAUUUUAAGGUUAUUUGAUUUUAAUGUGUGAGCAGGAAAGAAGGCUCUGUGGAAGCAUAAUGUCUAUGGGUUGGCGCCAAGUGUUGCAUCGGCACACCAUAUAUUGACGUAUGCUAAGAAUCACAAUGAUACUAAUCUAUUGGUGGAAGUAAUGAAACUUUUGAAGAGGAAUGAUUUACCAUUGCAACCGGGCACGGCAGAUAUAGUUUUUAGCAUUUGUUACAAUACAGAUGAAUGGGAGUUGAUUAAUAAGUACGCGAAAAGGUUUGUUAAGGCUGGUGUAAAACUACGACAAACCUCAUUUGAUACAUGGAUGAGAUUUGCUGCCAAAAGAGGAGACACUGAGUCAUUAUGGAAAAUAGAAAAGUUGAGAUCUGAUUCAAUGAAGCAGCACACUUUGGCAACUGGGUUUUCUUGCGCCAAGGGCCUUUUAUUGGAACGUAAACCUAAUGACGCCGUUGCCAUCAUUCAAGUUCUAAAUCAGGUAUGGAGUGUAUGUUGUUUACUUCUUCCUAUGUGAUAAAUUUCUUCACCAAUGAGUGAAACAAAGAAAUGCUUCUCAAAUAGAAAUAAAACAGCGCUAGAUGAAAUUGUAAUGUUAUUACCCUGGAAAGAUUGGUCAAAGUACAAA